UGUGUUAUUGUGUCCUUUCGCUCUUCUAUAUAAAAGUUUGUAGCGAGAAUGCCAGUCAAUCCUCUCAUCAUUCGUAAAACCUCUUCAAUGAUAGAUCAGAUGGACAUGGAACACUUCCGUGCGCAUAUGUCUGACGAGGAGAAGAUUGCUGCUGAAGAGAGCCUCAAAGCAACGUAUUGCCCGCCUGUAGAGUUCUACAUCUUUUUCCAGCGUCGUGCUAUUAAGAAUCCCUUGUUUCUUCAGCGAAGUUUGAAUUAUAAGAUUGAAGCCAAACAUCAAAGGAGAAUACAAAUGACUUUGUUCCUUCCGGGCAGUAAAGAUGCUGCUGGUGUAGAAACUCAAGAACUCUUUCCUCUUUUUAUUAUGCUGGCAAGCCUCGUUUCUUCUAAGACUACCGCCAAGUCUUCUGCAAUAUAUAAGUUCAGUCGAACAUGUAUCCUAACUGGGGAUGAUGGAGUUAGUCAACCUCAAGCCAAUUUUCUUCUCCCUCGAAUGGAUAGACUCGCGUUGGAUGCAAAAUCAGGAUCACUCGUUAUCUUAUUUAUCAGCUUUGCUGGUGCGCAAAAUUCUCAAUCUGGCAUUGAUUCAAGCAAGAUCCAUUCAGGAAACAUAGGUGGACAUUGCCUAUGGAGCAAAAUACCCUUGGAAUCUCUCUAUUCUUCGUGGAAGGAAUAUCCAAAUAUGGACUUGGGAGAGAAAGCAACUUCAGUCUCUCUUGUUGAAAUGCAGCCUUGCUUUUUACAGCUAAUGUCUAUGAGUGAGAAGUUUGUCGAGAUUCAGGUUCCCAGCAAUCCCCUCACCUCGAGCUCACCGCAGCAAGUCCAAGUCACCAUAUCUGCACAAGAGGUUGGAGCAACGGAAAAUCCUCCUUAUCGUUCUUCAUUUUCAUUUAAUGACUUCCCUGCCUCUUCAGUAGUGUUGCCAAUUCACAGGUUGAGAAAAGGACAAGUAGCUUUCAAUUACAGUUACUAUAACAACAAAUUACAGAAAACUGAAGUAACUGGAGACUUUACUUGUCCAUUCUGCUUAGUAAAAUGUGCCAGUUUUAAGGGCCUGGAGUGUCACAUGCCAUCAACCCAUGAUCUCUUCAAUUUCGAAUUUUGGGUAAAUGAAAAAUAUCCGGCUGUAAAUGUGUCUCUCAAGAGUGAGGUAACGUUCACCGAGACUAAUAAGGGCGACCCUAACGCAAGGCUGGAACCAUACCCUUUCUCUUCAAUGAAAUCCAGCCGUAGGAAGCAGAAGACUCCGGCAAGGAACCCAAGGCCGAGGCCAAUUAAGACUGACGAUGCUGCUGACUCUGUUAAAAGUGAGAAGAGCCAAAUACCACCUGGGGGUGCUGAGUCGUCUAGUCAAACAGUUCCUCCAGGAAUGGGUCCUGCAGACUUGCAAAUGAUGAACAUGUGGAACUCUUUUAUGAAGAAGCACCGAGUUAUCACAGGUGGUUGCAUCGCAUGUGGAUGUGAGGCGUUCUCAAAACUACACGGACCCUUCUUGGUCCGAAAUCUGGACUUGCUCUGGUGCUGGAAAAAGUAUAUCUGGACACUGAAGAUUUAUGGCCGCCUUGACGCCCAAACCUUGAACAACUGUAUGGUGCUUUUCGAACAGCUUGCAAAUUGAAG
Brassica oleracea var. oleracea is the source of this 1619-nucleotide messenger RNA. Its product is annotated as polycomb group protein EMBRYONIC FLOWER 2-like. Lineage: Eukaryota; Viridiplantae; Streptophyta; Magnoliopsida; Brassicales; Brassicaceae. Gene Ontology annotation, cellular component: nucleus. The record is from RefSeq and is a predicted model, not a curated record. The transcript is spliced from 18 exons. Gene Ontology annotation, molecular function: chromatin DNA binding. Bases 49 to 1617 code for a protein of 522 amino acids.